Juglans microcarpa x Juglans regia is the source of this 741-nucleotide messenger RNA. Its product is annotated as serine/threonine-protein kinase STY17-like. Gene Ontology annotation, molecular function: [protein-PII] uridylyltransferase activity. The transcript is spliced from 3 exons. NCBI's taxonomy places the organism in Eukaryota, Viridiplantae, Streptophyta, Magnoliopsida, Fagales, Juglandaceae. The record is from RefSeq and is a predicted model, not a curated record. Bases 304 to 741 code for a protein of 145 amino acids.
AUGAGAAGUGCUCCCGCCACUUCUUGUUAACAUUCUUUAUUUAAUUUCCAGAUUAAUCACGCCUUUUAGAAGUAGGGAAGAGGCACAGAGAGGUGUAGUAGAGCAGAAGCCAUGGCGCUCUUUCAAAAGCCGUUUAUAGCUUCUCUCUAGAAAAUCUUCUCCAUUUUUUUCGUUCUCGUUUGGUAUAGUCUCGGCUUCACGUGGACUUGUGCUUAUUCCUCGACGACCGUGAUUCAAGAUUCUGAACGGUGGUUCUUGAUCAGUACUUUUUUCAUUUUGUGUUUUCGUUUUGGCGGCGUGAUCAUGGAUAUUGAUACGGAGAGCUGUGGUAGUAGAGCCGUGGAUUUUGCACCGACUCACAGCCGGAACCAGAGGCGCCUGAAAGCCAUUGCGUACGAUCAAGUUCUUCAUCUACUCAAGGACUCGAACUUCGCAGAGGCCAAUCUUCCUGGUUUUGAAGACGAGCUCUGGAUGCAUUUUCAUCGGCUCCCCCCAAGGUAUGCCUUGGAUGUGAAUGUCGAGAGAGCACAAGAUGUUCUUAUGCACAAAAGAUUACUGCAUAUGGCAUGCGAUCCUGCUAUCAGACAUGCAAUCGAUGUCCGUGUCGUGCAGGCUCAUUUUGCUACUAGUGGAAAUUGCAGCUAUUCAUUUUAUUCAAACUCUCAAAGAAAAGUGAAUCCUCGGUAUACUGAUUUUUGCAGGGAAAAUGGGUAUGGUAAAAAUGUCCUUCUAUUUCUUUAA